Molecule: messenger RNA, 2635 nt
Organism: Priapulus caudatus
Lineage: Eukaryota; Metazoa; Priapulida; Priapulimorpha; Priapulimorphida; Priapulidae
Product: adhesive plaque matrix protein-like
Exons: 6
Coding region: 396-1139 (247 amino acids)
Source: RefSeq, a predicted model, not a curated record
AGAAUACUGGACGCACCACAACUCCAAUUUAACGCUCCAGCGUUAUUAUAUUCUCAGAUAUCUUGAAAAAAUACAUUGCGGUAUAUUUAGGGAGACGUCCCUAAGUGUGGGAGUGAAGCGUGGGGUAUUACAUUCACGUAUACAUGGAAGGAGAACCGUCAGCUGUUACAACAGAGUUACCCUGAAGCACGUAAACCUCGCCGAAAUGGCAGCAAGUUAUGUCGGCCCGUGCAGGGUAUGCACAUUUCUGCCUCUGUAAACCUGGGCUUCAGCAGUGUGGAAACGAAGCCAGUGACAGUGGGAGGGUAAUCUGCGGUGCUCGUACAGUCAGGUUGUGAAGCUCUAGGCUACUACACUCAGUAUCUCUAUUUUGGAUAGCUGUGCAGGAACCUAUCAUGUAUUAUCUCCAAUCGCAGAAGAAAAGCAAAGGUGGCACGCCAUUCUUUAGGAAGUACUCCUACCAGCCAGGCUGGUACGAGUAUAGCUACUGGAACCCGAGCUAUUUCCAUGAAAUAGGCUACGAAGACGAUACCUACGUGAAGCCUAUCUACAGCUACCGCCCGCAGCCCCGUUACAACAGAGAAAAGGAGAUCGACGAGUACGAGCUGAAGUCCUACCCUUACCUGGAGCCGAUGCACAACACGCACCGACGCACCUACGGUUGCGAAUUCAGUCCCCAAUCCGACUACAUCUACUCCAAGGGCGUCAGCUUCAGCCGGCCAACCAGCAACAACUACGGAGGCUCUUACGGCUACGGCAAUCUGUACAGGACGCAGAGGGCCGCAGACACGCGCGACCACUCCGACCUGAAGCUCUACCCGCACCUGGAGCCGAGCUACAGCGGCUCGCACGGCCGCCGCAGCUACGGCGUCGACAUCACGCCUGCCUACGACUACCUCUACGGAAAGUCGUUCAGCUUCGGCCGACCGACGCCCGGCUACACGUCGAGGUCGGACUACCGCUCAUCGCCGAGCUACGGCUACACGCCGAGCGAGACCUACUACAGCAGAUACAAUCAGCGCCACUAUAGACCUGCAGCCUAUCAGCCAUUAUAUAGCAAACCAAACACGUUCCGCUCCACGUACAGACCACAGUUUGCUGUGGAGCAUCAGCUUAACCGUGCCGGCUACAGAUACUGACGUGUACCAUCGCUCCACCCUCUUCCCUCUGCUCUCUUCACCCACCAAAUGAACCGCAAAUCAAUCUGGCAACCCAGCUCAGCAUAUAUGCGCUCUGCCGCGUGAGAGCACUUGAAAUAAAUUUAAGAAUUUUCGACGACCGUAGUGCUGCUACCUGGCAGGCUCCCCACUUCUGCAGAUUUAAAGAGGUAGUAUGGGAUUAUGCUUUGGUACAAAAUCUUACAGACGUUAGAUCUUCUUCGCCCUUCAAAAUCAAUUAGACUUAUAGUCUAAACGCUUUCACACUCACCCUUGUAUAGAAUUCAUACAUGGCGUAGCAGGGUGAAGAGAUGUAGUAGAAUGAUAUUUUUUUUAGGCUAUCUAACAGCUCUGUUUACCUACAAUGGAUAGCACUAGGUGCACCCAUGUUGAUUCAUGGCAAAUGCAACCAGAUUGUUACAAGGUGUCAAGUGGCACCUAGCCCCUUGAGUACACAUCCAUACAAAAGCAUUAAAAUGCUGCCAUCAAACUUACUGGUCUGUUUACAUGUUGCAGGUUUAAAUCAUGCAUUUUACUCAUAGCCACUCAUAUAGCUACUAGUACUACGCAUUAUUAAUCAUCCUAAUGUGCCCAGCAUCAUAUAAUCAGGAAUGUAGAAUUGCUGUGGCAGCUAUGUGACCUGUAUGUAUCUUGCAUUUUUAAUAAUCAAUCAAUGAAUAAUUAAUUAUGCAGUUAAAUUAGGACGCUUGUCUUAGAUAGUUUAAAUAUAGAAUAAUGAGUCAAGCAUAGAACAUUUCGGUCACUUUUGUGAUCCACUUCACUUCAGGGAAACCAUAUUGCGAUUCACCAUUACCAUAUAUCCAUUUUAACAAGAUAAAUUCUUUUAUAAGAUAUUAUACCAUGUAGUAUCAUGUGCAGUAGUUUCUUUGCUGAAUAAUCAUACAGGUAUUGGCAAACAGAAAUAUUGUGAAAGGAAUUUAUUUUAUUGCAGUUGUUUUUAUAACAUCUAAUUACGAAUUUAAAUGCUUAUAAGAUAUAUGAGAAUAGUCGCGAGAUUGGACUGAAGUACGUGUAAUCACAAUUUUUACCAGAAUAACUUUGGUCUAGUUAAGCAAAAUGUAGUACUACCAGUCAGAAUAUAGCGUAUUCUAGUAGCUACAAAGAAUACAAGUUGUCGAGUGACAAGAAGCAGGUAAUGCCAUUGCUCUCAAUUUUAUUUCUAAUCCUGUGAACAGAGAGUCACUCCAAUAAGAUCAGUGAACUAUUCAACAGUUCAUAUACUUUUUGCUCUAUCGAACCCAUGUUUGUGUGAUGACCGAAAUAUGGGCAUCUCCUGUACAGAUGCUGCACGUUGGGCCCAACAUAAAGCCAAGGGCAUUGAUGAUGCUGCAGGUGCACAGUUAAUUAUUUAUCACUAGUAAUAGCUGUAAUCACUGUCAGAGAUAAACACUGAAAAUUUACAUGUAAUUAAAACUAUGUUACAAUAAAUUAUUUCUGUUGUUUAAUUCGAUAGUAUA